Messenger RNA from Cordyceps fumosorosea ARSEF 2679, 1920 nucleotides. RefSeq names its product Serine/threonine-protein kinase domain protein. Gene Ontology annotation, molecular function: protein kinase activity; ATP binding. Lineage: Eukaryota; Fungi; Ascomycota; Sordariomycetes; Hypocreales; Cordycipitaceae. Gene Ontology annotation, biological process: protein phosphorylation. The record is from RefSeq and is a predicted model, not a curated record. The transcript is spliced from 4 exons. The coding region runs from base 1 to 1920 and encodes 639 amino acids.
AUGGCCGACGAAGGACUUGCCGACCACUACCAGGUCUUGGAGGAAUUAGGCCGGGGGAGCUUUGGUGUCGUAUACAAGGGCAUUGAAAAGGCAACCGGCGAAACAGUUGCCAUCAAGCAUAUUGAUCUAGAGUCCAACGAUGACGACAUUCAAGACAUUCAAGCCGAGAUUGCGGUACUGAGCACUUGUGCGAGUCCAUACGUUACACAGUACAAAGGCUGCUUUCUGCGAGGGCACAAACUAUGGAUUGUCAUGGAGUAUCUUGGUGGCGGAUCUUGCUUAGAUCUGCUUAAACCCGCCAACUUUAGUGAAACACACAUCGCCAUCAUCUGUCGAGAACUGCUGCUGGGCAUUGGUUAUCUGCAUGAUGAGGGAAAGAUUCACAGGGAUAUCAAAGCUGCCAAUGUCCUCCUCUCAGAGAGCGGCAAGGUUAAGCUGGCUGACUUUGGUGUUGCUGCGCAACUCAGCAAUAUCAAGUCACAGCGUAAUACUUUUGUCGGUACGCCGUUCUGGAUGGCGCCGGAAGUUAUCCAGCAGGACGGCUACAGCUUCAAGGCAGACAUCUGGUCGCUUGGUAUCACAGCGAUGGAGAUGGCCAACGGCGAGCCGCCGCUGUGCCAUAUCCACCCGAUGAAAGUUCUCUUCCACAUCCCCAAGAAUGCGCCCCCGAAACUUGAGGGCAAUUUCAGCAGGGACUUCAAGGAUUUUGUCGCUCAGUGUCUGACUAAGGACUACGAUCGCCGACCAACCGCUCGGGAGCUUCUCCGGCACCGAUUUAUCAGGGCUGCUGGAAAGAUUGAGGCGCUUCAGGAAUUGAUUGCCGCGCGCCAGAUGUGGGAUGCCAAUCAGAAUCGCCAGAGGCACCCGAUAUACUAUCAGGAAACCUUACAGACCAUGUCGCCCAAAUGCGGAGACCAAGAAUGGACCUUUGACACGGUCAAGUCAGUUGCCAUUGUUCCUGCAAAGAGGCAGACAAUCAAGGUCAGACGUCCUUCUGCCAUGCUCGGCGCCGAAGAGGGUUUCCGCAAGUUGGAUCUCAACGAUGGUCCUCUCGGGCCUUCGUCACCCGCACCCGGAACUGUCCGAAAAGCUACUGCUCGCAGAACACCAUCGCUCGCGCAGGUUUCUGCGAUGCACUCUAACGGCUCCGUCAAGGCCAGUCUGCCUCCCAAAAAGCCUCUCCAGCCGGAUAUGUCCUUUGGAAACUCGGGUUCAACUAUGAGACUGUUCCGUCGCGUCCCAUCAGACAGCUCCACUGGAGGUCAGCUUGGUCGUCCUGCUUCACCGGACGAUGUGUUCUGCGACGAAAAUCAGCCACCGUCCACGGCCGCCCCAGUGGUGCCGUUUGGAAAGGAGGCUGUUCUCGGCCGCCGACUGUACACCAAGGCUAUCGAACCGACCAUGGCCGAACUCCACGCCCAAACAUCUGCCAUGCAGAAGCGCGAAGCUCUUGGCAAGGUCUCCGAUGCCCUUGCAGCCCUCGAUGCCAUCGAUCCCGAAGGUGCUUACCAUCUCAUGGCGAACCUCAUCACGUCCAUGGCAAGGGACAACAAGCUUGACGCCGCAUUUCUGCGUCAAGCCAGCGUCAAGGCGAUGCCCGAUGACGGUACUCCGCAAGGCACUGUGGUGAUUAAGAAUAAUACACCGGCCAGCAACGGAACCGCCAACACAGCCUGCAGCCCAACUAAGCUUGUCCUCAGCUCAAACAACCCCCAUCUCAGGAGCCACCGACGCCGGCAGGCCGAUUCUCCCACUCCUUCCAAACUCAGCGAGAAGAGUUUCGAGAGGGAAAAGUCCAUGAUUGAAGAGAAGUACCCCGGUGGUGAGGCACGCCCGGGAAUGGAGCACUGUAAGCAGCUGGCCGAUGUGCUGUACAACCGUUGGUCUGAUGGACUUCGCAUCCGAUGGCCUCAAGUCUAA